Messenger RNA from Prunus armeniaca (apricot), 1806 nucleotides. Lineage: Eukaryota; Viridiplantae; Streptophyta; Magnoliopsida; Rosales; Rosaceae. The record is from the annotation of a GenBank genome assembly.
AUGCAAACCAAAACCCUGAUAGCUCACCCUCCUCACUCCUGUCUCCUCCAAAUCCCCACCCACAGCUCUCGUUCCAAACCUUCGCUCUUCUUCAGCAAUCCAUCUCUCUCCUUCACUUCACGCGUUACCCACACACUUCGCCUCCCAAAACUACUCUUCUCGGCUCCAGUACGACGUCGUAAUGGGUUCACCACAGGUUGCAUUAGCGAAAACCUCGACGAUAGCGCCGGAAAUCGUAGCGUAGAAGAUGGGGAAGAUGAUGCUUCGGUGUCUGGAGAAGUUGUGGAGGUGAAGAAGGAAGAGUUGGAGAAUCCGAGUCUAUGGAAUCAAAUGAAGGAGAUUGCAAUGUUUACGGGACCCGCCACAGGGCUCUGGAUAUGUGGCCCACUUAUGAGUCUCAUAGAUACUGUGGUCAUUGGUCAGGGAAGCUCUAUUGAGCUUGCUGCUUUAGGCCCUGGAACUGUAUUGUGUGAUUAUAUGAGCUAUGUGUUCAUGUUCCUUUCUAUUGCAACUUCAAACAUGGUUGCCACUUCGCUUGCAAGACAGGAUAAAAAUGAAGUGCAACAUCAGAUAUCUAAUUUGCUCUUUGUUGGAUUGACCUGUGGCAUCUUAAUGCUUUUAUUUACAAGGUUAUUUGGUUCAUGGGCACUAACGGCCUUUUCUGGGUCAAAGAAUGUGGAACUUAUUUCUGCAGCAAAUACAUAUGUUCAGAUACGAGGAUUGGCAUGGCCUGCACUUCUUGUUGGUUGGGUUACUCAGAGUGCAAGUCUUGGCAUGAAAGAUUCCUGGGGUCCUUUGAAGGCCUUGGCUGUAGCUAGUGCCAUAAAUGCUGUUGGUGAUGUGCUCCUGUGUAGCUUCUUAGGCUAUGGUAUUGCUGGUGCAGCAUGGGCAACAAUGGUGUCACAGGUUGUUGCAGGAUAUAUGAUGAUUGAAGCUCUCAACAAUAAAGGAUACAACGGCUAUGCAAUCUCUGUUCCCUCAUCCAAGGAACUUCUGACAGUACUUGGGCUUGCUGCUCCAGUAUUUGUGACAAUGAUGUCGAAGGUUGCUUUCUACUCCCUCCUUGUAUAUUUUGCAACAUCUAUGGGAACAAAUACCAUGGCUGCUCAUCAGGUCAUGAUUCAAACAUUCUGCAUGUGUACGGUGUGGGGUGAACCUCUCUCUCAAACUGCACAAUCAUUUAUGCCUGAGUUUAUAUAUGGAGUAAAUCGUAGUUUGGCAAAGGCUCGAAUGCUGCUGAAGUCACUUGUCAUCAUUGGAGGUAUGCUUGGUUCGGUAUUGGGUAUCAUUGGAACAUGUGUUCCAUGGUUGUUUCCCAAUAUCUUUACACCUGAUCAGAAGAUCAUACAGGAGAUGCAUAAGGUGCUGAUACCAUAUUUUCUUGCAUUAGCUGUGACUCCCCCCACUCACAGCCUUGAGGGAACAUUGCUGGCUGGACGAGAUCUAAAAUUUAUUAGUCUGUCCAUGAGCGGAUGCUUCUCUUUAGGUGGACUUCUAUUGCUGCUGUUGAGCAGUAGAGGAUAUGGCUUAGCAGGCUGCUGGUGGGCACUGGUAGCAUUCCAAUGGACGCGGUUUUUCCUCUCUCUACGACGUCUGAUAUCCCCCGAUGGCAUUCUUUUCUCUGAAGAUAUGAGCCACUACAAAUUGGAAAGAGCUAUGCGCAAUAUCCCAGUGGCCAAAAAUGAGGUUGGCACUAUUCUUGUGUCUAGGAACGUUCAAGGUUCUACUUCAAGAUCCAAUGAGCAGAUGGAAGCAAUGUUGGCGUCAAGAAAACAGAAAAGAGAAGCUCCAUACAUAAAUGACUAG